GCGGCGGGCGGGCGUCCGCCUGACCACUGGCCGCGGACGGGUGACGGCGCGUGGCGUCCGCAGUCCGCACGCGUUUUGAAGCGGUCCUCCUCUCGCGAGCGCCGAGGCCGAGAGUCGCGGACUUUACGUCCCAGCGUCACAACUCUCUCGUGCAGCUUCGUAAUAAGCUGUGUGUACCGUUCUUUGACCGAUUUUCGCGCCAAAUAUUACGCCCGAUCUCUAUAACAGCAGUCUUUUUGUUUAACGCGAACUCUCUUUAUUUUUUUGUUUAUUUUAUUUUAUUCUUAGUCACUGAUUAGUGAUGGAUGUUAAUUUGGGGCUUUAUAACUUACUUUAAUUGUGAUGCGUUUAUUUAUUGUGAUUUUUAUUCUGUUCUUUGUGUUUUUACCUAAAUCUACUAAGGCGAUUCGAUGGCUAGCGCUCCAUGAAAACGAAGGCAACUGGACGGAGGGUGACUGCGCGGAGGCACGGCGACGAGGCGCGCUGUGGGGCGGCCAGGCGCGCGCGUGUCGCCGCCAGCCCGCCGCCAUGCCGCACGUAGCGGCCGCCGCGCGCCUCGCCCGCGCCGCCUGCCUCGCAGCACACGCCGGCGAGCGCUGGAACUGCACGUCCAUUGAGCUUGCUCCGAGAUACACGCCUGAUUUACUUACGGGUACGCGCGAGCAAGCCUAUGUGUACGCGAUGUCGGCAGCGGCGCUAGCGUGGUCAGUGGCGCGCGCGUGCGCGGCGGGCGCGCUGGCCGCGUGCUCGUGCGCCGCACCGCCGCGCGCGCCGCCGCGCCCGCCGCGCCAGGCCGUGCCGCCCGAACCGCACGCUCGGUUCAAGUGGGGCGGGUGUGGAGACAACUUUCAGUGGGCUGAGAGAUUUGCAAAACAAUUUCUGGAUGCACACGAGAUAGACGUGCGAGACGGUAGGAUAGAAGACGACUUCAUCGAAAUAGAGACACCGACCACAGAGAAAACUACCACGACGUUCGAACCGACAACAAUGCCUCCUGUAGUGAUACUGGUGGACGACCAACCUGCGCCGGCGAAUACGAGUGCACCUCCGAGGAAAAAAGGUCGGCGAGGACGCAAACGCUUGCCGAGAUCGCCGAGACGAGGUCGGCCUACGAGGAAGAGAUUCAGAUCUAGAUAUGAUUAUGACGACGAAAAAGAAUAUGAACAUCGAAACAUAGAGUAUCGCAUGGCGGCGGACGAUCCUCGCUUCGAUCCUCAAAUAGAUCUCCACACCCGACUGCAACAUCUACGGCCGCUCAUCGCUGCUGCCAAUCUCAUCAAUAGCCGAUUCGGAAGAAAGGCGGUGUCUCAAGGUAUGCGCACCAAAUGCACGUGCCACGGCGUGUCAGGGUCUUGCUCCGUGCGCACGUGUUGGCGUGCCCUGACGCCGCUGUCGCGCGCGGCCGAAGCUCUCGCGCACGAAGCCGCGCGCGCAGCCCCCCUCGCCCCGCGCUCCCCGCCUCGACGUCGACGCCGCACCAAGACCAAACUGCGUUACGUCACACCGAGUCCGGACUACUGCGAACCCGAUCCAGCCGCUGGUUCUUUGGGUACACAUGGCAGAAAGUGCAACGCGACCCUCGGAGGGGCAGUAGGCGGGUGCGGGCGCCUGUGUUGCGGGCGCGGCCGGCGCGCCGUGCGCUCCGCGCGCCUGGAGCGCUGUCGCUGUCGCUAUCACUGGUGCUGUCGCGUCGACUGUCAGCUCUGUCGAGUCACUACCGAAGACCACUAUUGUAACUGAUCGCCAAAAAAUAUUUCACGCACGAAUCGUAAAAAAAAUCGCGAUUUAGUUUUAUCGCUGUGGUUAUGCUUGCGAAAUGUCUUUCACCGUGAUGUCAAUUCUGUUACACCAAAACUCCAAUAAUGAUUUAGGUUAAAAAAAAUAUUUCAACUGAGUUUCUACGUAGAUAUAAGUACUUACGGGUACAACGACAUUUGGUAAAAACUAUUUUUUUUACCUUUUGUUCAAAUCAGCAUCAUAAUAUUGUGUAAUUUCAAGUAAAUUGUAUUUUUUUAUGAAUCUUUGUAUUUCACAACGAUCUCUAUGAAUAGUAUCAGUUUUUAAAUAUUUUUAGUUAUAGCAGGUUUAUAUUAACACUGACAUAGGUACACCAAAGACUGUUAUUUUAAGUUAUUUUGAUUUAAAUACUGGCCAGCUGCGGCACUGAUUGUAAUGCUCAGAUGUCUUUGGUGCUCAGAGUGACACUAAGCAUAUAGUUUGUGAGGAAGUUAGUUUUUGUCAUGUUAUGUUGGAAAGAAAGAUUCUCAUACAAAGACAGUUAAGUUUUUGCGUGUUCAAUUUACUGACUAGUCAUAUUGUAAGCAAAUCGAUGUAAAAAAUGUCUCCCUUAUUUAUUCACUAGCAUGGUAGAAAUUAUAAUAAAAUAUUAUUUUUUAUUUAUUGCAAAAUUUUGUAGUGCCUAGCGGUUUUCUUGUGUACUAAAUGAAAUAUCUCAUGAAAACUAUUCAGCAAUGAAUGAAUUAAACCCCUAUUAUUGAAAAUUCAAUAAAAUCACCAAGAUUAUUAUUGUUUUAACGUUUCCGCUCAAGAAUCUUUACCUUUUUCUGUUUUUUAUUAAAUAUUUUGAAUCAUAAAGUAGUUUUUUAUUGUGACAAUAAAUGUGUGUAGUAUUAAUAGAAAGUGCUCUUUGCACCUAACGUUUCGAUAUUUUAAUAAAACUAUGUAUAUAAGGUUUUAAAUUAUUCUAAAUGUUGCUAAAUGUAUCAUAGUCGAUAGUGUAGUGCUAUAUUUAAUUUUAAUAUUAAGUAAUGAUUAAUUAGUCGUUGAACAACGCGUAGAAAUUAAUAUACUAUGAUUAAGAGUAUUCAGUAGAAUGUUAUAAUAAAUUGUAAUGAUACUAUAAUUAUUAUAUAAUGUUGUAAAUAAAUCUGUACUUAAAACUCA
Maniola jurtina (meadow brown) is the source of this 2904-nucleotide messenger RNA. Its product is annotated as protein Wnt-11b-2-like. The record is from RefSeq and is a predicted model, not a curated record. Gene Ontology annotation, biological process: cell fate commitment; canonical Wnt signaling pathway; neuron differentiation. Bases 343 to 1740 code for a protein of 465 amino acids. Gene Ontology annotation, molecular function: frizzled binding; cytokine activity. The transcript is spliced from 7 exons. NCBI's taxonomy places the organism in Eukaryota, Metazoa, Arthropoda, Insecta, Lepidoptera, Nymphalidae. Gene Ontology annotation, cellular component: extracellular region.